CUGCUGGAUCGACUUAACCUAGGCCAAGCAUGCUGGCGGUGUCAAAAAUGUCCUUUCAUUCUCAUUUCACUCUGGUUUGCGAGGACACUCAACAAAGAACAGUACUAUGGAAUCUGCUUCGACAGUUUGGCUCUGUGCGUGCUUGUUGUAUGAGCCAGUGAAGUUUACGUGCAAUGGAGCUCCUCUACGGUUCAGAGAGAAAAGUGGUGGCGAUAUCUUCUGGAUUAGGAGACCGCCAGGUAGUGAUCCGUCACUUUGUGUUGUGCUCGGAUCUGGAAGUACCAAGCGUGAGGCAACGGCCAAGGCUAAUAAUUAUUUGGAGAGGGUUGGGAGAAUUCAUGGAGAAGAGGGACUGACGGUGUUGCAGUUUGAAUGCACUCAAGAUACACAAUUUUCCGAGGACUUUUGAAGAUGAUUUAGUUUUUAGUUCAGCUGACGAUAUAUCUGUAAGAUUGUGACUUUAACUAUGUGAUUUAGUGACUAGCCAUUGACCUCAUGCUCUUGAAUAUUUUAUAUGUUAGUUAGUGAUAGUUGAAUUUAUAAUGCCAAUGAUGAAGUACUUACUAUGGCAUCAGCACAAGACUUUGUACUUUUAUUUUUGAUCAAAUUAAACUUUUAAUACGUCCAA
Molecule: messenger RNA, 628 nt
Organism: Frankliniella occidentalis (western flower thrips)
Lineage: Eukaryota; Metazoa; Arthropoda; Insecta; Thysanoptera; Thripidae
Exons: 4
Coding region: 107-409 (100 amino acids)
Source: RefSeq, a predicted model, not a curated record